UUCCCCCUAAGAGCAGCCCGCGAUCCCAGCCCCGAGAGAGGACUCGCAUUUCGACUUGCGGGACACUUUUGUGCGUUUCUCUCUCGAGCGCCUCUCGCGCUCGCCCCUCCUGCGCUCGCUCUUUCUUACCCUCACCUCCUUUUUCUCCUCUCCUCUCCCUCUCUCUAACUAAGAUUCCUUCCUAGAGUGCUUGUUGUCUCUGCCCCCCUAGAUCCUUGUCCCCCUUUCUCCCCCUUCCCCUCUGGGGGGUGUGUUGCAACUUUUCCCCCUCGCUUCUCCUCCUUCUGUUUCCCCUUAUAUGUGACCAUGGCAGUGCCGGCGGCUUUGAUCCCUCCGACCCAGCUGGUCCCCCCUCAACCCCCGAUCUCUACUUCUGCUUCCUCCUCGGGCACCACCACCUCCACCUCCUCGGCGACCUCGUCUCCGGCUCCAUCCAUCGGACCCCCGGCGUCGUCUGGGCCAACUCUGUUCCGGCCGGAGCCCAUUGCCUCUUCUGCUUCUUCUUCAGCCGGGGCCACAGUCACCUCUCCUGGUGGCGGCGGCGGCGGCAGCGGAGGCGGCGGUGGCAGCGGCGGCAACGGAGGCGGCGGCGGGAGCAACUGCAACCCCAGCCUGGCGGCCGGGAGCGGCGGCGGCGGCGGCGGCGUUAGCGCUGGCGGCGGCGGCGCCUCCAGCACCCCCAUCACCGCGAGCACCGGCAGCAGCAGCAGCAGUAGCAGCAGCAGCAGCAGUAGCAGCAGCAGCAGCAGUAGCAGCAGCAGCAGCAGUAGUAGCAGCAGCUGCGGCCCCCUCCCUGGGAAACCCGUGUACUCAACCCCGUCCCCAGUGGAAAACACCCCCCAGAAUAAUGAGUGCAAAAUGGUGGAUCUGAGAGGGGCCAAAGUGGCUUCCUUCACGGUGGAAGGCUGCGAGCUGAUCUGCCUGCCCCAGGCUUUCGACCUGUUCCUGAAGCACUUGGUGGGGGGCUUGCACACCGUCUACACCAAGCUGAAGCGGUUGGAGAUCACGCCGGUGGUGUGCAAUGUGGAACAGGUUCGCAUCCUGAGGGGACUGGGGGCCAUCCAGCCCGGAGUGAACCGCUGCAAACUCAUCUCCAGAAAGGACUUCGAGACCCUCUACAAUGACUGCACCAAUGCCAGUUCCAGACCUGGAAGGCCUCCUAAGAGGACUCAAAGUGUCACUUCCCCAGAGAACUCUCACAUCAUGCCGCAUUCUGUCCCUGGCCUCAUGUCGCCUGGAAUCAUUCCACCAACAGGUCUGACUGCAGCUGCUGCAGCUGCUGCAGCUGCUACCAAUGCAGCUAUUGCUGAAGCAAUGAAGGUGAAAAAAAUAAAAUUAGAAGCUAUGAGCAACUAUCAUGCCAGUAACAACCAACAUGGAGCAGAUUCUGAAAACGGGGACAUGAAUUCAAGUGUUGGCAGCAGUGGUGGUUCUUGGGAUAAGGAUACACUGCAGUCUCCCCCAUCCCAGGGAUCCCAGGCUCCUGUUGCACAUGCCCGCAUGCCUGCAGCGUUUAGCCUUCCAGUUAGCCAUCCUCUCAACCAUCUGCAGCACAGCCACCUUCCACCAAAUGGACUGGAGCUUCCUUUUAUGAUGAUGCCCCACCCUCUCAUUCCUGUCAGCCUACCUCCAGCAUCUGUCACCAUGGCAAUGAGUCAGAUGAACCACCUCAGUACCAUUGCAAAUAUGGCGGCGGCAGCACAAGUUCAGAGUCCUCCAUCCAGGGUGGAGACAUCUGUUAUUAAGGAGCGUGUUCCCGACAGUCCCUCACCUGCUCCAUCUCUGGAGGAGGGCCGGAGGCCUGGCAGCCACCCAUCCUCACAUCGCAGCAGCAGUGUGUCCAGCUCUCCGGCGAGGACUGAGAGUUCUUCCGACAGAAUCCCUGUCCAUCAGAAUGGCCUGUCCAUGAACCAGAUGCUGAUGGGUUUAUCCCCAAAUGUGCUUCCUGGGCCAAAGGAGGGGGAUUUGGCUGGUCAUGACAUGGGGCAUGAGUCAAAACGGAUCCACAUUGAAAAAGAUGAGACCCCACUUUCCACACCAACUGCAAGAGACAGCAUCGACAAACUUUCUCUAACUGGGCAUGGACAACCACUACCUCCUGGCUUCCCAUCUCCCUUUCUGUUUCCUGAUGGCCUGUCUUCCAUAGAGACCCUUCUCACUAACAUACAGGGCCUCUUGAAAGUUGCCAUAGACAAUGCCAGAGCUCAAGAAAAGCAGGUCCAACUGGAAAAAACAGAGCUGAAGAUGGAUUUUUUAAGAGAAAGAGAAUUAAGAGAAACACUUGAGAAGCAACUGGCCAUGGAACAAAAGAACAGAGCCAUAGUCCAAAAGAGGCUAAAGAAGGAAAAGAAAGCAAAGAGAAAACUGCAGGAAGCACUCGAAUUUGAGACCAAACGCCGUGAGCAAGCGGAGCAGACACUGAAACAGGCAGCUUCAGCGGACAGUCUCCGGGUCUUAAAUGACUCCCUGACCCCCGAGAUAGAAGCUGACCGCAGCGGAGGGAGAGCAGAUGCUGAAAGGACAAUACAAGAUGGAAGACUGUAUUUGAAAACUACUGUCAUGUACUGAAUAUUCCUUGUUGAAGAAACCCAUCAUCUAACAGAACUCUGGAGGCAGACCUUCAUCGGAAAGUUCAGGAAAAAAAAAAAAGUCUGGAUAAAAGAACUUCAGUUUUGUGUGUUAGCGUUCUUUAUCAUUUAAGUAUUCCACAAAAGCAGAAAAGUUUCCUCCAUUGAUUUUUUUUUUUCACCUGUGGUUCAUACCAGAGACUGAGAAUGUUUGUAAAUGUACACAUAUCAAACUUCUUACAGUUCAUAACUCGCCUGUGCUGCUGGACACUUGUGUACAAAGUUAAAGUCGGGUCUGAGGGAGACCUAGCAUUGGUUUGUUUUCUUUUUCUUCUUAAUGGAAUGAACCUUUUUUCCCUCUUCUGACAGUUCUGUAACUGAGCACAUCAACAGACUUUGUAGCAGUGCUCACUCAGACUUACAGAAUUGUGUCCCACAGAAACCAGCAAGAAUAUAUGGGAUAAACUUUUAAGGGUCAUAGAGUAUUCUGGGGGGCGGGGGAAUGAGGGGAGUGAGAGUAUUCUGUUACAUACAAUUUUAAACUCUAUAAUUGCAGGUUUUGUCCUGAAGACCUUUUCAUAUACUUUCUGGAAGUCCAACAAAUGGACGUUAACAACUCGAUGAAAUUACAUUUUGCAUAUCUGAAAAAGAAGCAUUGAAUAUAAGCCAAACGGUUUCACUGAUGGUCUCUUUUUCUUAAAGAUAAAAAUAUAUAAAAAUAUAUAUAUAAAUAUAACAUGUUUUCAUUCCAAACUGGUAGCGGUAUAUAGGAUUAAAAAUAAUAAUGUCGCUUCUUAUUCAAACUGUUGGUCACAUGUACAGUAUAUAAACAUAAAACUCACAGGAAGGUAUUAUGUAUGCAGUAGUAUACUAGCGUUUAGGAGAUGAAAAUUUUAGAAAAUAUGUUUUGUCACCCUGUUGGUCAGAAAGAUGUCUUUCUGGUUUUAACGCAUGCAGGCAUGUAAAUAUUUGUCUGGAGUCACAGUAUUAAUGAAUGAGAUCUUAUACAUCUGGUGACAUCAGAAUUCUGUCAGCCAUUUUUAUUUGUAUAUUGAUCCCUAGUGAGUGCCCCAAACUCCACUACAGAGGAUGAAUUGUGGCUGACCAGUAAAUCAAAACACCAGAGAUAUUUUUAUAUGUUAAUGUCAUAUUAUGUUAAUGUUGCUGAAAAACAAAACUUAAUAAGCCCUUGGUGUAUUGGUCCAAUACCAUGUAGCCCCAAGUGAUGAAGUUAAACUGUGCUGUGCCUCCCAGCCCAUUCAGAGGGAACAGGGGUGGGGGCUACGUGCUAUUUUCACGGUCUUUUUGAAAGUUACAGUAUGCGUUUUCAUAUUUGUGUGUAUAACUGGAAGUAAAGCUGCAAACAGUGCUUCUCACUUGCUGAAGUUACCUUUGUGUUUACACAUUGGGAGUAACCCUUCUGAAGACUUACAGGAAUCCGUGCAGUUGCUCUACACUUUAUGAUUUUCUGUCAGAUUAAAAUUUUGUGAUUAUAGUAUUUUUAUUACCAUAAAAAAACACAGUAAAAAAUCUAAAGCAGCUAGCAUCAGUGUGUUUAAAGAUAGUUUUGAUUGGGUAAUUAUUAUUUGGUUAAGAAAAAAAAAAAAAAAGAAAGUUCCAAUUAUGGAUUCUGUGUCACUGAGCUCCUGUAAUUUUUAGGUCUUCCUUGCAGUUCUGAAACAUAACUAAUUCUUGGCUGUAACUUGCUAUUAACUGGUUAAGUUCAUUUUUUAAGACAACGAAGGGUUAUGUGUACAGUUCUUUUAGCUUGCAUUAAAGGGGAGUAAUAUUUUAAUUUAAAACACUGUUAGUAACUGCUUUGUAGAAACGGUUUGCUGAGCAUAAUUCUUCCAUGGUCAUGUUCUGUUGUUUGAGCAAAAGAGAUUCUAUUCUUACUUACAUGUAUUUUUGUUUGUUUUUCCCUACAUACAUACAUACUGUAAAUGAUUACAGUUCUUAAAAUUGGAAGGAUUUGUAGAAAGGUUUGGAGUCAUACUUUUUUUUUUUAACACGUUUUUUUUGUUUGUUUUUAAGACUACAACUUACAUAGGUAGGAGAGUUGAUCAUUGCUCUGCUCCUGGCAUAGAGUCACCAGUUAAAUGGGGUAGUUUUAAAAGACGUACGUGAAAGACCUCUGAGAAUGCGUUAGUGUUUGAUUCAGCAUAGAAGGAAAUUUUAGGAUUGAACACAAAAAGCUAUCCACUAUAUGUCAAGAGACUCUUAUUAACCUGUUGUAAAUAUUGCAAUUCACAAAAUGUUAUUGUAAGUUUGUAACUUAAUUUUUCCCUCUUUUUAGUUAAACAGGUUUGUUUAGAAAUUUGUGUUUUGGUGUAAGCAAGUAAAAUUGUGCCCAUUUUAUGGUCCCCAUGCUUUUGUAAUCUUACAAAUAUUAACGUCUAGUUGUUCUAUAUUAUAACCAUAUUUGCGCUCUAUGCAAGCCCUUGGAACAGAACAUACUCAUCUUCAUGUAGGACCUAUGAAAAUUGUCUAUUUUUAUCUAUAUAUUUAAAGUUUUCUAAAAAUGAUAAAAGGUUAUUACGAAUUUUGUUGUACAAAAUCUGUACAAAAAUCUGUUUUUACAUCAUAAUGCAAGAAUUGGAAAUUUUUCUAUGGUAGCCUAGUUAUUUGAGCCUGGUUUCAAUGUGAGAACCACGUUUACUGUUAUUGUAUUUAAUUUUCUUUUUCUUUUCAACAAUCUCCUAAUAAAAAUGUCUGAA
This is a messenger RNA of Mus pahari (shrew mouse), 5284 nucleotides long. RefSeq names its product dachshund family transcription factor 1 (gene Dach1). The record is from RefSeq and is a predicted model, not a curated record. Bases 307 to 2568 code for a protein of 753 amino acids. The transcript is spliced from 12 exons. Lineage: Eukaryota; Metazoa; Chordata; Mammalia; Rodentia; Muridae.